AGACAAUGAUAGAGAACGAUCUUCUUCGAUAAAUUCUCAUUGGAAACCAUUCUGUAUCUCUUAUCUUGUUUGCUCACUUUAUAUAUAUAUGUAUAGUCAUUGCUUAAAUUUUUGCACUAUAUACCUAUUGCUAUAUGCCUGCUUGCUUAAAACACAGCUAAUCACAUAAGAUAAUGAUUCGCAAAAAAUAUUUUUCAAAUAGGUUUUAACUCAAGAAGAUUGGAAUGAAGUACUUUACAAUGGCAUGGGAAAUACAAGUAAGUUAAAUAAAAGUUCAAAUUCAAAUAAUUCAUCACCAUAUAAAUCAAUAAUUGAAAUUCGUUCAUCUCAACUUCAAUCAUUAUCAUCAUCAACAACACAAAGUUUUCAUACAUGUAUUGAAUCAAUAGAUAAAUAA
This is a messenger RNA of Rotaria sp. Silwood1, 397 nucleotides long. Lineage: Eukaryota; Metazoa; Rotifera; Eurotatoria; Philodinida; Philodinidae. The record is from the annotation of a GenBank genome assembly.